Messenger RNA from Anneissia japonica, 2380 nucleotides. Its product is annotated as trichohyalin-like. The coding region runs from base 196 to 1863 and encodes 555 amino acids. NCBI's taxonomy places the organism in Eukaryota, Metazoa, Echinodermata, Crinoidea, Comatulida, Comatulidae. The transcript has 2 exons. The record is from RefSeq and is a predicted model, not a curated record.
CCCAAAUCUGCACGUCUGAAUUUCUGAAAAGAAAUAUGAGAAUGGAUAUUGGAGAAUGGAGAUGAUGCACGAAGAACAGUUUUUGUACUGUUCUGUUCUUAGCCUAGAAUAUAGGUUAGACUUUAUUCGUGACUCAUUCCUCUUAUAUUUGGUCUAUUGCUUUCUAGGCCUAUAUUAAAAGAAUAAUUUGACAAAAUGCUAGUUAGAAAACUAGCAAAACUGUGGCGGCAGAAGUCUCAAAGUAAAAGUGAAAGUGGGGUGGAUUCUGAGAGACAGGUUGAAGAUGAGAAAAGUGAAGAAGAAAAAUUGUUAAUUGCUGAAUUAAAUAAAAGAAAAUUAGAGAAAGAUAAGCUGGUGGCUAAAAUAAAGCAAGAAAAACAUGAAGCAGAAGUUUUGAUGUCAAAAAUUAAGAAAAAUAAGGAAGAUAAAGAUGAUCUGAUUACUCAGCUUAAGCAACAUGGUAACGAAAAUGUGGUAACACGUGAAGAAGAACCUGGAAAAUUUCAGAAGUUAGUUACUUCCAUAAUGCAGGACACUCAAAAUAGUAAGCUGAAACUAGACAAAAUAUCUGAACAACGGGAGUUAUUUCUAAGAAAGUUGAAAGUAGAGAUGGAUGAGGACAAAGAGGAGGUAAAGGUCAAGAUGGAAAAAGAGGGCAACAUACACAUGCUGAAACUGAGACAGCAGGUUCUUGACAAUAAUGAUCAACUUACGAUGGCAUCUAAACAAGAUGAUGACAUGUUUCUGAUGAAUGUUCGGCAUCAAAUGAAUGAAGACAAAGACAACUUGAAAAUGAUGUUUGAACGGAGUGAAGAAAUGUCGAAAAGCAAACUAAUACAACGUGACAUGGAGAAAAAGGCUUUAGACCUUCAGCUUCAACAAAGAAUUGAAGAGAACAAAUCUGAAAUACAAGAAUGGGAAGAUCGAAAGAAAGAGUUGAUCUUUGAUCUUAAAUCAUUAAACGAAGAGAAAAGGAGUCAACUUAGGGAAAGAGAAGCUAAAAGGGAGGAGUUAAUGUUAAAACUGAAACAAGAAAGUGAAGAAAAUGCUUCAAAAUUAAAGGCAAGAGAAAGUGAGCAACUGACAAUGAUGGAAAUACUGAAGCAGCAGGAGGAAGAAACUAAAUCAAAACUAAAUAAAAGUGAAGUAACGAAACAAGCAUUUAUGAAUAACCUGAUGUCACAAAGAAACGAAGAUAAAGAUGAUCAGAUAAACAAAUUCAAGAAAGCAACGGCAGAAAAAUUGUUGAAUACACAGCAAAGAGAUGAAGAGAAAAGAGAGGGUAUGAUGGAAGUGAGCAAGCGUUAUCAAAACAAAAUAUCAGAAAUGAAACAAAUGGAUGAUGAAAUGAAGCAGAUAAUGGCAGAGAUGAAAGAAAGGGAUGAAGAGAAUGUGUCUAUAAUCCAGAAGAUGCAAGCAACAGUUAAAGUUCCAACUGCUACAGACAAUGGUAUAAGAAAGUUAAUUCCGAAACUUAAGGCAAUUGAGCAAGAGAGAAAUCAGUUAGUUUCUUUGAUAAAGCAAGCUAAAGAGGAAAAUAAAAUGUUAAUUGUGAGGGUAGCUAAAAGUGAGAAUGAAGAUCAGCUAAAAACCGAUGAAAGAAGAGAAGAAAUGGAGGAAUUGUUGAAAAGUCUUCGGAGAAAUGUCGAAGAUAAAAAAGAUUUAAUGGCUACCAUAAAGCAGGCGGAAGAUGAGAAAAAUUUAAAGGAAAGGUUGAAACGUACAAAUUCAGAGAAAGAGGAAUUGAUGGCUAGAAUAAAGCAAGCAGGAGGUGAGAAGGAUCUGAGGGAAAUGUUGAAACAUAGAGAUUCAGAAAAAGAGGAAUUAAUGGCUAGAAUAAAGCAGAUAGAUCAGGAAUAUUAGCUUUAUUGCCACGUUCCGCUAACUAUGGUAAAAAUCCCAAAAAUGAGACACUCAAAAAUCACAGUGACGCUGACAUUUUCAGAGCGGCUAAUUCUAUUUAAAUUUUACAGUUGAAUAAUCGAAAAGUACCACUACACAAACAAAUUAGGAACGAGAUAAUAAUAACAAAUUGGACACUAAAUUUUAUUUUCUCUUACACCUCUCAGCAGAUGAUUGCAAAAUUUGCCAAGGUUUCAAAAUAAUUCAGAAAGAUCAUUCCUACUUUAUUUAUUGAACUAUGAUUCUGAAUGUUCAGUAUAAUGUAUUACAUCAAUUGUGUUUGAUUUUGACUGCAAAUUAUCUGUUUGCUUUCUCAAUUCAAUUGUAUUGAUAUGGAAAAGAUGGUAUUUUGAAGACAUCUCUUUUAUAUCUCAUUCAUUGAUAGCAUCUUGCUGCUUGAGAUGUAUUGAGUUAAGAAAAAAAAAACUUGAAACAGCCCCAAUAAUCUUGUACUGAACAUAAUGCAGUAUACUAUAUC